AUGCUUCAGCACUUUCUUUUUACGGCGGCCCUUGCGGCCGUGGGGCAAUGCGCGUCCACCGUCCUCGAGUCGCUCCCUGCGCAACCCCGUGGUUGGACGCGUCUGGCAGAUGCCUCCCCAGACCACACGCUGAAGCUGCGCAUUGCGCUGCACCAACCGGACGAGGCCUUGUUCGAGCGGACUCUAUACGAAGUCUCAGACCCCGCACACGCCAAAUACGGCCAGCAUCUCUCGAGGGAUGAGCUCUCGGCUCUGUUGGCCCCUCGGGCAGAGUCGACGUCGGCUGUGCUCUCCUGGCUUCGCGACGCCGGCAUCGAGAGCUCUAAAGUUGAAGAAGACGGCGAAUGGAUCAACGUCAGGAUUACGGUCCGAGAGGCCUCCGCCCUCCUGGAUGCUGACUUUGCAGUUUGGGGCCACGAGGGCACCAAAGUGAAGAGAGUGCGAGCUCUGAAGUAUUCCGUGCCCGAGGAGGUUGCUGGCCACAUCAGGAUGGUCGCCCCUAUUGUCAGGUUCGGACAGGUCCGCCCUGCCAAAAGCCAGGUAUUCGAGGUGGUCGAUGCCAAGACGCCCCAGCUCAAGGCCGCCGCAAUCCCGCCUCAGAACUUGAAUGUCACCGCCUGCAAUGCGACCAUCACGCCCGAAUGUCUCAGGGCCCUGUACAAGGUCGGCUCGUAUCAGGCUGAGCCCAGCAAGAACAGCCUCUUCGGCGUGUGCGGAUAUCUUGAGGAGUGGGCCAAGUACGACCAGCUCGAGCUGUUCACCGACAAGUAUGCUCCGUAUGCUGCCGAGUCCAACUUCACCGCUGUCGGCAUCAGUGGCGGGGUGAACAACCAGGCGCCCUCGUCACAGGAUGACGUCGAAGCGAACCUGGACAUGCAGUACGCCGUUGCCAUGUCGUACAAGACUCCCAUCACCUACUAUAGCACUGGUGGACGAGGACCUCUGGUGCCGGAUCUCGAUCAGCCCGAUGCGAACGAUAGUUCCAACGAGCCGUACCUGGACUUCUUGACAUACAUGCUCAAGCUGCCUGACUCCAAGCUGCCGCAGACCCUGACGACAUCCUAUGGCGAGGAUGAGCAAUCUGUCCCUCGUGCCUAUGCCGAGAAGGUCUGCCAGAUGUUCGGCCAGCUCGGUGCUCGUGGCGUGUCCGUCAUCUUCUCGUCCGGAGAUACCGGCGUCGGUUCCGCAUGCCAGACGAACGACGGCAAGAACACGACCCGCUUCCUUCCCAUUUUCCCAGCCGCCUGCCCUUACGUCACGUCUGUCGGUGCAACGCGCUAUGUGGAUCCGGAAUACGCUGUCAGCUUCUCGUCGGGCGGUUUCUCUGACAUCUGGCCGCGGCCGUCGUACCAAUCAGCGGCGGUAUCCAAGUACCUGCGCAAGCAGCUGGGAGACCGCUGGAAGGGCUUGUACAACCCGGCAGGCCGUGGCUUCCCGGACGUUGCUGCCCAGGGGGUGUACUACCACGUUUUCUCCCGUGACCAGGACAUCCUCGUGUCGGGCACCAGCGCGUCGGCGCCCAUGUUCGCCUCCCUGGUCAGCCUGCUCAACAACGCCCGUCUCGCGCGCGGCAUGCGCCCGCUGGGCUUCCUCAACCCGUGGCUGUACGCCGUCGGCUCGGCUGGCUUCACCGACAUCGUCCACGGUGGAUCGACCGGCUGCACCGGCACGGACAUGUACUCGGGCUUACCGACGCCGUACGUGCCGUAUGCGUCCUGGAACGCGACGCCUGGCUGGGACCCAGUGACAGGGUUGGGAACACCCAUCUUUGACAAGCUGCUGGAUUUGAGCACGCCUGGCGGGAAGUGGAAGCAUAUUGGGGGCAAGAAUUGA
Messenger RNA from Chaetomium strumarium, 1833 nucleotides. RefSeq names its product peptidase S8/S53 domain-containing protein. Bases 1 to 1833 code for a protein of 610 amino acids. The transcript has 5 exons. Lineage: Eukaryota; Fungi; Ascomycota; Sordariomycetes; Sordariales; Chaetomiaceae. The record is from RefSeq and is a predicted model, not a curated record. Gene Ontology annotation, biological process: proteolysis. Gene Ontology annotation, molecular function: serine-type endopeptidase activity; tripeptidyl-peptidase activity.